AUGGACUCGUUCAAAUACGAACCUCUCGACCUGGAUGGGCCAGCCUUUCGCCUCGUCCGUCUUUGCCACGGGGACGGGCCUGAUAUCCACUGCGAGCUCUUCCAGGCAUGGCUCUACCCGGAGCAGAGCGCUAUUUCAUACGAAACUCUUUCCUAUACGUGGGGUUCUACCGAAAUUGUGGAGAGGGUACAAAUGAACGGAAAGAUUCUUGGGGUUACGCUAAACUUAUACCUCGCGCUCCAGCACCUUCGCCUUCAAGAUGAGGAUCGCAUCCUAUGGGUGGAUGGUAUUUGCAUCGACCAAGCCAACCAUAAAGAGCGUGGACAUCAGGUUCGACACAUGGGAGACAUAUACAAGCAGGCAGAAAGAGUCAUCUUUUGGCUGGGUCACCCAACAUACGACACGAAUGUGGUUCUGGAUUCGCUACACCAGCUCCAGAAGGAAAGUACCGGGUAUGCGUGUAGGGCGUGGGAACUAACGGACCCACGCUGGGCAGACCUCUGGUCAAGUGUACAGCCUCGUUUGAAGGACAAGUAUCCAGACCUCCGAACCCGACAACGUCAAGGUCUGGAGGAACUUCUGAGCAGACCUUGGUUUAGGAGAGUGUGGAUCUUGCAAGAAGUUGCCAAUGCAAGAGCUGGCUUGGUGUGCUGUGGACAAAAGUCUGUCUCGACUCACAUCUUCCCCCUCGCCCCUUUGUUAAUUGACAUAAUCCCGAAUACACAAUCCCAAGCGGUCUUGGAUAUAAUGCCUGGACCAUCAAGAAAUGGUACAUGGUGGAACAUGAACCAGGAUCUUUAUACCCUCCUACAAAAGUUCAGUGCGAGUGAAGCGCGCCUCCCCCGUGACAGGGUGUUUGCCUUGCUUGGACUGUCUUCGGAUGCACGGGACACCGAUAUGCUAAGGCCCGAUUAUGAGAAUAGUGAAAAGGAUGUCAUCCAUGAUGUUGUUUACUUUCUUUUUGAUGAACACAUUUAUCACAGUCAGCGAUCGAGAUUUAACACGUUGCAAGAUUUGAUAAUGAACCUGGAGGCACUGAACACCCUUUUCUUGCAAUACUAUAUGGAAUCUCCGUACCUAGAAGACUUGGAAAAGGUUCUCGAAAGACGCUGCUUUGGGAUUUCAGAGGCGAACAUUACAGCUGCUGCACAUGCAACCAGAAUAGCCAUGAGCACAGGUCUUGGAGACAAAGCUGGAAGGGAUAACGGAGUGGACAUUGGUACAAUAAAGGUUUGGGACCAUUUGAAGAACUUGGAGCACGUUCUCCAGCGUAGGGGUUACAACAUUGAGGUCAUGGCGGACUUACUGGCCACAAUAAUUAAAAACGCCGACUGUUGGCCAGCUACCGUGAAUUUCUUUCUUCACCAACGAUGCAAUGAGUUCAAGAUCACAGAUCCUGUGCUCAUCGCCUUGCUAAACCCUCCUGAGAAUGUUGAGGAAGCUGCAAUGACUCAUGUUCAGGAACAACAGUAUCAGGCCCAGACGACAGAGAAUAUGCUUCGAUCAACUUAUGUGUCAGGGGCGCCUUUCGGGUUGCAAUUCAUAAAGCUUCUUCUCCAGCAACGAGGCAAGGGGAUACAAAUCACAGAUGAAGUUCUCUGCGCAGCUAUACCAAACACCUCUUCCGGAGUGCAAUUCAUACAGCUUCUUCUCCAAGAACAGGGCAACGAAACCAUAAUCACAGAUAAAGCCCUCUGUAGAGCAGCAUCAAAUAAAUACAAUGGGGUAGACAUCAUGGAGAUACUUCUCGAACAAAAAGGCAACGAAAUCAUAAUCACAGAGAAAGUCCUUUGUGCAGCAGCAUCAAAUAAAUACAAUGGGGUAGACAUCAUGGAGGUGCUUCUCAGACGAAAAGGCUGCUGUUGCAUUCGGGAGGUGGCCCCGACUACCCCGAGCCGUUCCGAAUUCUGA
Aspergillus oryzae RIB40 is the source of this 1911-nucleotide messenger RNA. Its product is annotated as HET domain-containing protein. The transcript is spliced from 2 exons. The coding region runs from base 1 to 1911 and encodes 636 amino acids. Lineage: Eukaryota; Fungi; Ascomycota; Eurotiomycetes; Eurotiales; Aspergillaceae. The record is from RefSeq and is a predicted model, not a curated record.